GCUAAAUCCUUUCAAGCAAAGCAUAUUUGUUUAUUCUAAGCACAGUUUUUGUUUUUUGUUUUUCAACAUAUAAAUAGAAAGUUAAUACAGUUUGAUGAUACUUAUCAGCAUAUUCACUAGCUUCCUUUCUGGUUUUCUGCAUAUCUUCACAUGGCUAGUUUCGGUGAUCAUGAUGAUAUCAUAAAGUCUGUUUCUGAUGCCCCGCCAACGCAUUACAUGGUCAAAAUAGAGUCUUUAUCACUUCUUACUAAGCAUGCUAUAGAGAGAUAUGAAACCGAGAUCUUUGAAGCUGGAGGCUACAAAUGGAAGCUGGUUCUGUAUCCAAAUGGAAACAAGAGCAAGAAUAUAAAAGAUCAUGUUUCUGUUUACUUGGCUUUGGCUGACUCUAGCUCCUUGGGUCCAGGCUGGGAGGUCUCGGCUGUGUUCCGUCUGUAUUUGCUAGAUCAAAACAAAGAUAGUUACUUGAUUCUACAAGGGAAGGAGAGACGGUUCCACACGGUCAAACGUGAAUGGGGAUUCGAUAAGUUCAUCCCUACAGCUACCUUCUUUAAUGCAUCAAAUGGUUAUCUUAUGGAAGACACAUGCAUGUUUGGAGCUGAUGUAUUUGUUUCCAAGGAGAGAAGAAAUGGGAGAGGAGAAUGCUUAUCAAUGAUUAAAGAUGCUACUAGCUCAAAGCACGUAUGGAAGAUUGAGAAUUUCUCUAAGUUAGACAAUGAAAGCUAUGACUCAAACGCUUUCUUCGCUGGAGAUAGAAAAUGGAAAAUACGGCUUUAUCCAUCGGGAACAAAGCAAGGAACAGGAACCCAUCUUUCUAUCUAUCUGAUCCUCGCAGAUCCUGAAACUGUUUCAGACGGUACAAAAAUAUUCACAGAGUUUACAGUAAGAAUAUAUGAUCAGCUUCAAGGCAGACACAUUGCAGGGAAAGUUACUAAAUGGUUCAGUGGAUCAAGCUUGGAGAACGGAUGGGUUAAAUACGUAUCAAUGGUUUAUUUCACGCAGCCAAGUAGUGGUCUGUUGCUCAAAGAUGUUUGUCUCGUUGAAGCUGAUGUCUGCGUUCAUGGAAUCACUAGUGCACUCUGAUCACUCAUUAGCCAAAACAUUUGACCAUACAAGGAACAAGAAAGAACAAAAUAUGACUUUUAACUUUCUUAACACAACAAUAACAUAUGAAUACAAGGAUGAUAAUAUUGAAUAUAAUCUUUUAUAUAAAUUCUCUUCUGAAAAGAAACAAGAAAUACAAAAUAUGACUUUUAACUUUCUUACCACAACAAUAACAUAUGAUAAUAAAUAAUAAUAAUAUAAAUUCUCAACUGCUUAUAUUGAAAAAGGAAAAAGAAUAGACCCAUCUCUUUAGUUGAAACAGAGGCAAGACCUGAGAGAACUAAACUAGUUCAAGU
This is a messenger RNA of Brassica napus (rape), 1397 nucleotides long. RefSeq lists its product as uncharacterized. The record is from RefSeq and is a predicted model, not a curated record. NCBI's taxonomy places the organism in Eukaryota, Viridiplantae, Streptophyta, Magnoliopsida, Brassicales, Brassicaceae. Bases 151 to 1080 code for a protein of 309 amino acids. The transcript is spliced from 6 exons. Gene Ontology annotation, molecular function: protein binding.